ACAAAAUAAAUUAAUUAACAUUUCAAAAAAUGGCGGCAUUAAUUCUUACAAUUUGUCAAACAAAACUACAUAAAAACGCAGAGAGUAAUUGGAUCUUAAAUGAAAUUGAAUUAUCAACACUGAUUAGAUACCCCAUAAAUCAGACGAAUAUAAGAGUAAAUUAAAAAAUAAAACACGGAACCAACCGAAUUAGUGCUAAUUAGAGAAAAGAACAACUUAACUAAUUAACUAUUUCUUUCCCUCUAUAGCCCUUAACACUCUCCAUCUACCAUUACAUAAACACGCUAAUCAGGUUUAAUUAUCAUUAUGUGUCAUUCACUUCUAACGAAUCAAAAUGAUUAUAAAUAAACAACUACAGCCAAUAUUUGGCUAAGAAAAAGGAAAAAUAAAACCUCUAUCAGCCUUUCUUUUUCUUUCAGUUUCAUUUUCUACACAACCCAAGCCCAACCACAGAGCAAUGAUAAUUGCUUAGCUGUCAAUCCAGAAACCGUAGAUGAACGGUCACGAUUUCCCCGCCGCUCAACCGCUGACGUGGAUUCCCUGCCAUUAAAUCCACAAUCAUUGGCCUUCUCUCUCUCUCCCCCCCACUCCUCUCUCUACCGCUCUCUCUCUCUACAGUUACCCUCACAACGCCAAUCAGAGAAAGAAGAAGAAGAGAAGAGAACAGAGAGAGCCCAGAAAACCCACCAAAACCCAAUUCUCACUUUCUCAAACAAAGUUCUCCACAAGGGAAAAAGCUCGCAACUUUAUUUUCCCCCAGGAAACCGAACGGGAGGAAGUUUGGUGCAGAGCUUUUUUUGGCAGGUAGCUUGGAAAUGGUGUUUUUCAUGAUUCUGUUCGCAGCGGAAGAGAAACGCGAAGAAGGCGAGUGGGAAAAAGAGAGAUAAACAAACAAACAAAAAAGGCUUAAAAAGAAGUUUUACUUUCCCCCUUUUCUACUACUACAAGAGCAGAGGGCUUUCUGCUUUCUACAGAACAGAGAGUUUUACCCUCCGGCGGGAAAUCUCCGAUCACGGAGUUAGAAGAAGGUUUCUAGCUAGCAGGUAAUUACCCUUUUCCCGUGUUUCUUUCUUUCUUGCUUCCUUUCCAUAAUUGUGUUUACAGGGAAGACGACUUUCGAAUUUCUUGCCGAAAAAUGUUUCUGCUUUUUCCUUUGCUGUUGUUGUGUUGUCUGUUGCUCUGUUUUUUGUCCAAUGUUCCUUCAUUACAUGUGACUGUGAGAAGAAGAAAAAAGAAAGGAGAGGUUGUCUCUUUCUCUUUCUCAAUGGAUUCCAAAAUCCUCCAGCUGGUGAUUUCCUAAUCUGAUGUUUACGCGUAAUCCCAAAUCACCCCCCAUGUUCUAUUGUUCCUCCUCUUUUAAGAAACCCAUUCAAACUAAUAAAAAAAAAAGUUUCACAGCAAUAUCAGGAGAUUUGGAAACAGAGCAAGUUGGUCUCUUUUUCGUGAUUGAGCUUGAUGAUGUUAGUGAUUUUUAUUCUGUAGUUAAUGUGGGUCACAAGGUUCAAAUUCAUUAGGUUAAUUAUGAUCACGUUUUGACUGUUUUAGUGAUCGGGCUAAAACUAUAAAUUCAGAGUAUAGUUGGCAAAUCGUGUAAUCAUCGAUGUUAUGCAAUUGAUCAUUGACUUCACAAAGAGAAAUUUUUGUAUACUCUAAGUACCAAUUAAUACACAAAUUUGCUUUUGUAAUGUUUAGAUUUUCCCUUUGGCAACAGGAAAUUAAGGAGACAAAAAAAAAAUGUCGGCAACCAUGCUAAGCGACCCAUUGGUAGUUUCACCAGCCGAAACUCAACCUCCUCCGCCGCCGGCAGCCACCGCCGCCGAAGUGGAAUCAGCAAGCUGCGACUGCUGCGGCCUGACGGAGGAAUGCACGCCGGCGUACAUCGAAAGGGUACGGGAGAGGUACCACGGCAAAUGGAUAUGCGGCUUAUGCGCCGAAGCGGUGAAAGACGAGAUCGUGAGAACGGAAGAAAGACUGAUAAGCACGGAAGAAGCUCUGAACAGGCACAUGAACUUCUGCAAGAAAUUCUCGUCGUCUCCGGAGCCAACUCCGAUCGACCCGACCCUGCAUUUGAUCUCAGCCAUGAGACAGAUCCUGCGACGGAGUUUGGAUUCGCCGAGGUCGUCCCCUCGAGGGUCGAGAUCUACUCCCGGAAGCCCCACGACGAAGUCUGUGGUGAAGCUGACGAGGUCCGGGAGUUGCUUCUCGACCCUGUCUAGCUGAUUAAAGUUAAUUGGAUUCAAAUCUUGGAAUCAACAUAGUUGCGUGAAAAGUUAUGGGAGGUUGCGAGAAGUGGGAAGCAUAUCGGACUGAUUAAGUCAAUUAGUUUCGAACAUUGCGACCAACAAAUCAAAGGAGGGAGAGGAUUUAAUGAGAAGGUUUUGGAUUGAAAAAGGGUAAUUAUGGAGGGUUGGGGAGCUAGGAUUAGUGGAAGAAGAAGCAAUAGGAAUUUCUCCUAAGUUAUUAGAAGUAAGGGAACUAAAUGGAAACUGAAAAUUAUAUAAGUCCUUAUUCUCAGACUCUAUCAUGUUUUUUUUUUUCUUUUUGCUGGGACUCUCUGUGUUUCAGAUGUGAAAAAAAUUGUAAAAUUUCUUCUCUCUUCUAUCUAGGUUAAAAAUUGUCUUUUCAGUUUCCAGAACUCAAGUGGAAUCAAGUCUUGUCAAAAUAAAUUGGUGUUUGGGCUUGAUUUGCAGUACAGAAUGGAAUCUUCUGUACUUUCAUACUUUACCUUAAUUUAUGGCCACCAAUAUAAUCACAGGAAAAAAAAAAACAGAACACAAAAUUAAUUAGUCAUAUCAAUCAAAUAAACUCUAUGUUCUUGGUUUAGUUAUGAAUUUUUGUGGGAGAUAAAGACUUAAUAAGUUACAAAUUUGUGAUUUGAAAGGAAAAUCACACCGUCGAACAAAAUAACAGUAGAUUACAGGUUCAAAUAUUCCGAAACUUCAAUUUAAUGGUUAUUAUUUAUCGUUAUAUUGGAUCAAUACCUUACUUGUCCACGGGAUUUAGUAAUAAACAUGUGACAAGAAAUAAUUAAAACUUUGUGAACGGUUCAUAUUACUGCUAUUGGAAAUUGUUCAUAAGAAUCAAUCAAUCUCUCAUUCGGUCUAUCAACCAUGAUCUUUGAGAUAGGAGACAUAUCACAUAUUGUGAUAUGAAUUAGAUGUUUUUUUAUCGAUUAAUUAUGUGCAUUUGUCGGAUAUUUAUAAGGUCAAAAUUACUCCACCCACUUCUAAGAAAGAGUUACUGAAAGAUACAGGAAAGGUAUAGGUUGGAUGGCAGAAUUUUUCAAUCUUAAGGAGUUGGAGAACCACAAAUUUUUAUUCCCUCAUAACAAAGUGAUGCCUCAACUUCUAUAUUGAUUCUUUCUCAGUGCCUUCCACAAUAUGACAAAAUAUGUAUACACUAUACAGGAAUAAUGACACCCUGUAAAUUAUGUUUGGUUGUUUUUUUCUAAUUUAUUUCUUUUAUAUUCAAUUGGUAAAAAUGUAGUUGUUGUAUAUAGCUGAAUAUAGAGAGGAGAUAAUUAGGUAGCAUUUUUUCUCUCUUAUCUCUAGAGAAUAUUGUCCAUCUUCUUAUAUUUAGUCAAUUCAUUCUCUAAAUAACUGCGAAAACAGUAAUUGAGCAUAUGAUAUUGUUAGUUUGAGAAUCUCUGAAUUUCACAUAUAUAUAGACAUGUUUUGUUCUCCUCAUUCACCCAUGAUUCACCAAAGAUUAUUUGGGUAUCCUUCCAAGAAAAUUGCCCUCCAAAUGAGAAGAUAGCUAGGCCCUUUAGUAGAUUAGGAAAAUUUAAGAUCGUCAUAUAUAAAAUCACUCGAGCUAAUCAUUCUUCGGUAUUGCAAAAAUUUGACCUAAUUCGCUCAAUUUUGCUUCAAUCCAAUUUUGAGUUAUAACAAAAAUGUCAAUGAUGCAUGUAGGUGGACCCAGGAUUGUUGAAAACGGUUGUAGUCUAAUGGAAGAGUAUCGACUAUAAUUAUUAAAGAGGUUCUAAAAGCUCGUAUUAAAAUUUGUUGUAAUAAUAAAAUCUUGGUUGUUCACAAAAUUUUCGGGCGAAAGGGUGUCGGACGACACCCCUUGGCCCUUGCCAACAAGUAAGUCUGCCCCUAGAUGCGUAUGAUGUAUACAACCCAAAGAAUUAAUAAGUCGUAACAAAUCAUUUGCAGACCUUACAAAUGAAUGUUUAGAAAUUUAUAUACGUAGAAUCUACAAAUCAUUUAUAACCAGUUAGAACCAACAACGAUGCAUAUGAUCUAUCCAAAGUUGAAAGUGUACCACUUAUUAGUCUAGGAAAUUGGAUAUGUACAGUGCUGCCUGCUGGUAAGAAGGAAAAACAAGAGGACAGCCAGAAUUUAAUGAUGGUAUGAAAAAGAAAUGGGCCAGAGAUGAAUGAUCAUCACCAUGCAUGAAAAAUUUUCUUCAAAAAAAAAAUGCAUGAAAAAUUAAAAUUGUACUAGCUAGCUACAUUAAUCUUCUCUAUCUCUCUAUACUCCUUGCUACAAUGAAAGCAUCCAUCUCAAUCUCUCUUUGUAACAAUGGAAUGAAUGAAAGGAGGAUAUAUAUAUAUAUAUAUGAGUUAUGGGGUUGUCCACGUCAUAUCUGAAUUAUGUAGAAAAUUGGUUGAACUCGCGAACUAUACACCUCUUGUAAGUUCGAAAUUCAGAAAUCAGCUGCAUAUGAUUCACCGUUUGAUCCAACCUCUAACUCACAUGUGAUGAUCAAUAUUCUCUCACGAUUUCUUUUGAACAAAGAAAAAGAAAAAAAAGGACACAAGAUUACACCAUGCUUCAUAAUUAUCAAUGCAUCAUAUAAUGGUUCAUUUGGUAUUUGAUGAUGCCCACAUUAUCCAUUUUGCAGUUAUGUUGUUAUGUAAUUACCAUAACUCGAUUUUAGAAUAACACUAACAUUUACCAAAGGUAAGAUAGCCUAACGGUUAACGAUAAAACUGCCGCGACAGUGAAGGAUUGGGAGUUGCAGAUCCCAGGUUCGAAUCCAAACGAGGCCCGUUGGUAUUUCCGGAGGUACAAGACUGCUAGGACGAAGCCCCGUUGGCGUCGAAUUUGAUUGCAGGUGGCCCCAUGUUUAGUAGAACCCGCUGUUACAAAGUGAUACGUGUGGCUGAAUUUCCUGGGUAAUAAAAAAAAAUUAACACUAACCUUUUGCCUAGAAAUAAUUGGUGUCUCAAUAUUAUUGGUAAUAUUUUUACUUUACGAGCUUUUGGUUAGUUCAUUUCACAACUAGAAGGAAACGGCGUUUGAAGACAUUAUUCACCAAGCUUGGCUCAUUGCCGAAAAGAAUGAAAGGAAAUGAAUAUUCCCCCUUAUUUGCUUAGAAUUGUCAUAGGAAAUUAACUAUAUAAUAAUUGCAAUGUGUAUUUUUUUUUCUCACAUUUGCCAAGGGAAUAUAUUAUGAAACCUUUU
Molecule: messenger RNA, 5411 nt
Organism: Linum trigynum
Lineage: Eukaryota; Viridiplantae; Streptophyta; Magnoliopsida; Malpighiales; Linaceae
Source: the annotation of a GenBank genome assembly